AUGGGCACCACAAAGAAUUUGAAGGAGGUGCACAGUGCAAGCGGAGUAGGCUACAUAAAUAAGUACGAUGUGGACAAGUAUGACAGUGUUCCCAAUCUGGAAAGAAGCAAAAGGGAGUACCUCCCAAGUAGCAACCCAAACAUGGAGGUUUUCCAUUCGCUGAACUUUCAAAAUGAUAUUUACAUGGAUCCAGGGGAGGGGGACGUGGUCGGUGGACUACACAUGAUGAAGGGGAGAAUGGGUCUGUAUUCCGGCGCGGGGUUGGACAUUCCUAUCGGCGAACCACUCGUCAUGAAUAACCGCAUUGGUAGUGGCAUUGAUAGCCGCAUCGAUAGCCGCACUGAUAGCGGCAACGUGGACCCGCCGCACACGGUAGACGCCCUCUUCAGUGCCAACAAAUAUAAAGUUAAAAAAAUCCAAGAGGCGCACAGCAUCAGCGCGGACUAUAAGCAGAAGAAAAACCUAACCAGCAUCCUUCCCUUUGAGAAAAUUAUGGAAGAAUACGAAAUUCGGAGUUUAUAUUCCCAAAGCAAAGUGCAAGAAUUGUAUAACCAUCAGAAUGUGUAUGAGGAGAAGGGCAGAUACAAUUUGAUGCCUCUAAAGGGGCAUGUUACUAACGGAACAAUGAGAAAGGACCUCAGCGUGGACUCAUCAGAUGGGUCUUCUCCGUAUCUGUCGAAAGGUAGCACUCUAAUGUAUGGUGGACAGUACACGUAUGGGACGAGUGUCGACUCGAGUAGCUUUAGUGGCGCGAACAGGGCCGAGGAGAGGCACCUCUCGGCGGUCAACUGCGAGCAGGCCGGUCAAAUGGGCCACGCAGCAAGCGGUAUCGAUCCCAUCCCCAACAGGGUGAACGAGGGCUCACCCCUCCAAAUGCAGCCCAGCGAGCAGGUCCAAAUAAACGCAGGAGGGACGGGCCACCCAGGAGAGGAGACCAUUCCAACGGAAGUUCAAAAUAUCAAAGCAAAGAGAAAAGAAACGGAAAAUCAGACGGAAAAGCAGACGGAAAAGCAGACGGAAAAGGAAAAAGCGGGGGUACCCCCUGACAACGACGGGGAACAGAACGAAGAGUGCACUCAAAACAAUCUACUCGAAAUGUACGACCCUAAACAAAAUAAAAAAGUUAUCUACUAUGCAGUGAAGAACCAUUACGACCCCACCAAGGAAAUGCACAAAAAGGAAAGGGAAAAGGGGAAGGGCAACUACCCACCCGAUCGAAACGAAGUGUACCAAAAUGACAUAUACGACUAUUUGUUGCAUCACUACGAAAAAAAUUACAAACACAUUUUUGACAGCAGAUAUAUGGACCAGUCAGUUUUUAAGGGAGAGCCGAAAGGGUUAUUAGCUAGCCAGGCAAAUCCACAUAGGAGCUCAGCUGAUGGCAACAAAGGUAGAGACACCAAUGGGACAUACAUCGCAGGAGGGAUACUCAACACAAACAAUUAUGAUAACGAUGGUGAUGUGGAUAAUUCGAAAAGGAAAAAUGGAAAUGCCAUUCCUCGUGGCAAUGAAGGGGGAAAUCAAAGCAACCUCGCAGAGGUGGUAAUAUCGGAUAAAGUUAAGGGAACGCAUUUGUGUCGUAAGAACAGCAACAGUGUCGAUGUGAACAUCGCCAACAACGCGAACGGCGUGAACAACGUGGAGGAGGUGACUCCUCUAAAUGGAAGAGAAGACAACACAUAUCAGACCAACGUCGAGAUUUCCAACCUAUGUGAUGAGGACGCAAUGGAUUUAUAUAAAAAUAUCGGAGAGGUGUACACUCCGAGGCCCAACUUGUUUGUGUAUGCUAUGAAGGAUGGCGCGGAGGGGGAAAGGCGGCCCAUGGAGGGAAGUCCCAUCGAUGAGGUUCUACCUAGACUGAACAGCCCUCUCGGCGAUCUACCCCUCCAAAUAAAUAAAGAAAUGAAGAAAAUUUUCAAACAAAUGAAGCAUAAAAACACAGUCGUGAUAAGCAACGUUGGCGUGAAGACAGGAUCAUCCACUUUCUCCAAUCACAUCCUAAACAGCGUCCAGGAGCGAGGCUUCUUCGGAGGAGGAACGCCCGACCAGAGGAACUGCGUCUACGCCCACAUGAUGGCUAGCCCGAACAAAAUCAACUACGUUUAUUUGGACUACGAUAAGUUGGUACUCCGGGGGGGAAGAAGCAAAGGCGGCGAUCGAGACAAACGGGACGGUAGACAUAAAAGCAGCGAUAGACAUAAAAGCAGCGAUAGACAUAAAAGCGGCGAUAGACAUAAAAGCGGCGAUAGACAUAAAAGCCGUGAUAGACAUAAAAGCCGUGAUAGGCACACACGCGAUGGUAGAAUCAAACGGAAUGAUAAACUGAAGCGGGAUGAUCGAAUCAAACGCGUCGGGCGAAGCAGCUGUUGGGACGGGGACCCCCUCAGCGAAGUAAACACACUCGUCGCACUUUCCUUUUAUCUUUCAAACAUCGUCAUCUUUCACAUCAACAGCGGGAGCAGCGAGAGCUGUUCGAAGGCGUUCGGCCUGUUGGCACACUACUACGACGUGGUGCGACAGAUUCGAGAGCACGUGAAGCGGAGAAGGGAGAAGUGCGCGAAGCGGGAGAGGGGAAAGGACGUGGGGAGGGAGAGCAAAGGUGAAAGCAAUGGUGAUAGAAGAAAUGGAAGCAAUGGUUAUAGCAGCGGAAAUACUGAGGACCGAAAUAGUCUGGGCCAAAGCGGCGGUCACCCUCGGGAGAACACCCCUCAGUCGGACAGCGAAGAGCAGUCCGAGGAAGACUCCAGUGGGGGCAACUUCGAGGGAGACAACUUCACCGUCCCACAUUUCGUGUUCGUGCUGCGGGAUACCACUCUGGGGAGGGAAUGCCCGGCGGACAUGCGCGAAGAAGAGGGGCCUAGCAAAUUGAUCCAAAGGAACUCCGUCACCAGACAAGCGGAGUCGAAGAAGGUGACCCCUAAGAUAGCACGAAGUACCCCCCUUAAGCUUCCCCAUACGAACGAGGACCAAAGCGGGCGCGCACAGCAGCUUCUGGAGGAGUUAAUCGAAGGAGUACAAAAUGCAGUGGUUCAGAAAAAGGUAAAGUAUCUGUUAAAGUUCCUGCCGAAGAAAAGUCUGUUCCAUUUGCCUCCCCCGAAAGAAAAAAACAAAGAAGACUACGCAACACAACUGAGGAAAAUCAAAAAGGAGAUCUUCAUCAAUGGAAAAAAUGUCGAAAAUAUGUAUGCCAAUAAUGGAAUAUAUGUCUAUAAGUAUCUAAACAUGGUAACCUACACAAUCAACAGGGGAAUGUUUUACCCUCCUAAUUAUUUGAAAAAAAAAAUGGAAAAUUAUGAAUGCAAAACAUUGCAUAAAGUCUUAACGGAUAACUUCCUCUUCCAUGUUAGAAGAAAAAUAGAAAAUAAACUUCCCAUGAAACCUAACCUAUUCUUAACCCUAAUAAAUGAUAUCAAGAUUGAAUUUCUCCUUAGCUUUGAGACACUAUGUAUUGGAAAUUCCAACUUAAAGAGGAAGUACAAAAACCAGCUCUGCCACAACAUCGAUGUGAUUUUAUUGAAAGCUUAUAAAGAAAAUAUCGCCUUCAGCUGCUUCACUUUCUUCAAUAUCAUCGAGAAAAAAAUUAGCAAACUACAGAUCUAUAGUAAAAUAAGUAGACGGCAGUAUGAACAUUUUGAUCAGCUCAGAAAUGACAUUGAGAGUAUAAACGAUGGAUCGAUUGAUAAUCUCAUAUACAAUGAGAUUCUUGGCAUAAAGAAGGAGGAGAUUUUUACCUACUUCAUUAAGACUUAUUAUAGCGGAUUCGGUUCAAGGAGGAGCUCCUCUUCUAUUCCGAUCAAGAAGCAAACCGAAGUGGAAAAGCAGCAUCAGUAUCAUGCUCAUACUGGAGCACACACUAAAGCGACGAAAAAGAACAGCUACAAUUCCGAUUCGACCGUCGACCCAGGCCAGUUUGCAGACCCAUUUAGCCAACAAAGAAGUCGACGAAGCAUCAGCGGGGUGCGUAUCUCAAGGCUGCAUACCAGUGCAUCCUCCAUAUUGCUGCGCCGAGGAAGCCGCCACCACAGUGAGAAGGAACCCUCCAGGGGAGGCAGCGACUCCUCCAGUGGUGAUAACUCCCCCAAUUACGGCGUAGCAAAGGAGUUAAAGGGGAAUAAAUACAAAUCGGCUGAACACUCUCUUAGGGGAAAGGAUUCCUCGCACGAAAGCUCGGACGGGAGUCACCACCAGAAAGGAGGUUCGAAGGACGCCACCGAUGGUACACGGAGGAAGCACUACACGGAUGAAGAAGACAAGGGGAAAACCCCCUCCAGGAAGCCUCUCCACAAAUUCAAGUCCGACGUAGGAUUGCAAAACGAGCGAAAGGUAAAAAUCAUCCAAGAGAUGCAACGACAAGACGGUAACAUCUCAAAGAAGUAUCACAGUGUUGAUUAUAUGAAUGAACCUCCGGGGCGCUUUCACCAAAAUGAGAGCAGCGAAUCCAAUUCGGAUGAGCCAUCCUACCACGGAGGGGUAACUCUUCAGCCAGAGUUGUCACCCCAACAGGAGGCGGCUCCCAAACAUCCCGAACACGCCGGGGUGCAGACCUGGCCAACCCUAACCGACCGAGUUAAUAAGCAGGAAAAGAAACGCGAAAAAAACAUAAGCUUCAUUGAGGAGAAAGUGCUCGGCCCGAGUAGAAAAGAGCCACAGUCCGAAAUGAACAAAUGCGACAACGAAAAGGACUACUCACACGACAGCGAGAGUAACAUCCCCUUCGUUAGGAAAAAAACCUCCACCGCAUUUCUGCACGGCCAGGAGAAAAUACAUUUCAUCGAGGGGGCGCCACUCGAUCGCCUCUGA
Messenger RNA from Plasmodium inui San Antonio 1, 4800 nucleotides. RefSeq lists its product as hypothetical. The record is from RefSeq and is a predicted model, not a curated record. NCBI's taxonomy places the organism in Eukaryota, Apicomplexa, Aconoidasida, Haemosporida, Plasmodiidae. The transcript has a single exon. Bases 1 to 4800 code for a protein of 1599 amino acids.